GAUAUAACUCAAACACCAUACAAUUCACUCUUUUAAAGAAUACAAUUUAGGCUGGGAGCAGUGGCUCACACUUGUAAUCUUAGCACUUUGGGAGGCUGAGGCUUGUGGAGCACUUGAGUCCAGGAAUUCAAAACGAGCCUGGGCAACAUAGUGAAACUAUCUCUCUACUAAAAAUACAAAAAUCAGCCGGGUGUAGUAGCACAUGCCUAUAGUCCCAGGUACUCGGGAGGUUGAGGCAGGAGGAUUGCUUGAGCCCGGGAGGUGGAGGUUGCAGUGAGCUGAGAUCAUGCCACUGCACUCCAGCCUGGGUGACAGAGUGAGACCUUGUCUCAAGAAAGUAAAUAAAGUAUACAAUUCAGUGUGUUGCAUAUUCACAAAGUUUUAUAGACAUAAAAUCGCAUAAGUAGCUGCAGAGCCAGGAUUUAGACCCCGCCUGUCUCCGUGUCCUUGUCCACUAAGCUCUGAAGCAGCCUCUAGCCAGGAGCCCACAUGACAGCCAAUGCGAUAAUGCUGUUAUACUGAACCUAUGAGUAUUGUCAGGAGAACAGAGUUUAGGGAGGAAUUACUUUUGGGGCCAGGGGAGAAGGUUGAUAAAUCCUAUUAAUUCAGAUAUGGAAGUAUGUCUUCGAUUUUUUUCCUCUUCUCUGUUUUUUAUUAUUUUAUUUAUUUAGAGAGAAAGUCUUGCCCUGGUACCUCAAGUGGAGGGCAGUGGCACGAUCUCAGCUCACUGCAACCUCUGCCUCCCAGGCUCAAGCGAUUCUCUCACCUCAGCCUCCUGAGUAGGUGGGACUACAGGCAUGCGUCCCCACUCCUGGCUAAUUUUUUUGCUUGUUUUGUAAUUUUUGUAGAGACGGGGUUUUGCCAUGUUGCCCAGGCUGGUCUUGAAUUCCUGGGCUCAAGAGAUCUGACUGAGUUGGCCUCCCGAAGUGUUGGGAUUACAGACCUGAGUCACCAGGCCUAUUUUUUAUUAUUUUAAAUGUGAACUAUUUUUGUCUGUUUCUUCUUCUUCUUUGUUUUUGCUUUAUUUCUAAAAACAAACAACAACAACAAAAAAACAGGAUACAUGUGCAGAACGUGCAGGUUUGUCGCGUAGGUGCCAUGGUGGUUUGCGGCACCUAUUGACCUGUCCUCUAAGUUCCCUCCCCUCACCUCCACCUCCAAUAGACCCUGGUUUGUGUGUUGUUCCCCUCUCUCUGUCUAUGUGUUCUCAAUGUUUAACUCCCACUCAUGAGCAAGAACAUGCGGUGUCUGGUUUUCUGUUGCUGUGUUAAUUGUUGCUGAAGAUGACGGCUUCCAGCUUCAUCCAUGUCCCUGAAAGAACAUGAUCUUAUUCCUUUUUUUUUUUUUUUUUUUUGAGACAGAGUUUCACUCUUGUUGCCCAGGUUGGAGUGCAAUGGCAUAAUCUUGGCUCACCACAACCUCUGCCUCCCAGGUUCAAGUGAUUCUCCUGCCUCAGCCUCCCAAGUAGGUGGGAUUACAGGCAUGUGCCACCAUACCCAGCUAAUUUUGUAUUUUUAGUAGAGAUGGGGUUUCUCCAUGUUGGUCGGCCUGGUCUCGAACUCCCAAUCUCAGGUGAUUUGCCUGCUUUGGCCUCCCAAAGUGCUUGGAUUACAGGUGUGAACCACCACCUGGCCUCCUUCCUUUUUAUGGCUGAAAAAUGUGAACUAUUAUAGUGACCUCCUAAUUGCGUUAAGGUCUCUGUCCUUUCCAUAUCCUCCAUUCAUUAGACACAAAAACCUGACAAUAACUCUCCCCUUCAUUAAAAAUAAACAAAACCAAAAGAAAACAAAAUCCGGCUGGGUGUGGUUGCUCACGCCUGUAAUCCCAGCACUUUGGGAGGCCAAGGCAGGUAGAUCAUGAGAUCAAGAGAUCAAGACUAUCCUGGCCAACGUGGUGAAACCCCAUCUCUACUAAAAAUAUAAAAGUUAGCUGGGCAUGGUGGUGCGUGCCUGUAGUUUCAGCUACUCUGGAGGCUGAGGCAGGAGAAUCACUUGAACCAGGGAUGUGGAGGUUGCAGUGAGCUGAGAUUGUGCCACUGCACUCCAGCCUGGGGACGGAGCGAGACUCAAUCUAAAAAAAAAAAAAAAAAAAAAAUUCAGGUGUUUCCUGUUACCUACCUCACAAGACUGAAAGUCCUUGGCCUCCCAAAGGUCAUUCCAAACUGAGCCUAGACUACCUUUUCAGCUUCAUUUUCCACCACUCUCUUUUCAUUUAUUCAACAAAUGUUGGCUGCAAGCUUAUUAGGCGCCAGGCCCCGUGAUAGGGAGCAGGUAAACAAAUCACCUACCACGUGGUGGUUCCUGCCCCCAAGAGAUGUAUAUCUCAUGGGGUGAGAUGGGGGCAGAAAACUAGGCUGAUUAUUUCAAAUCACUGUGGGGGCUUCCAUAGAGGUCAGCAGAGUGUUUAGGGGUGGGUAUGUGGAUGAGGCCCUGAAUCCAGCCUAGGGUGGAGCUUCCAGUGAGAAGUGAAACUUGAGCUGAGUUGUGAAAGAUGAAUAUAUUAGAAAUGAAGAAAGAGGCUGGGCGCAGUGGCUCACACCUGCAAUCCCAACACUUUGAGCGGCCAAGGUAGGCAGAUCACAUGAGGCCAGGAGUUCAAGACAUGGUGAAACCCUGUCUCUACUAAAAAUAAUAAUAUAAAAAUUAGCUGGGUGUGGUAGUGCAUGCCUGUAAUCCCAGCUACUUGGAAGGCUGAGGCAUAAGAAUUGCUUGAACCUGGGAGGCACAGGUUGCAAUGAGCUGAGAUUGUGUCAUUGCACUUCAACCUGGGCAACAGAGCUAUAAUCUGUCUCAAAAAAAAAAAAAAAAAUCAAGGCAAUCUGUUGUUUUCACAAGAAGGAAUAGCAGGUGUGAAGACUGGGAGGUGUGAAAAGAGCUGGCUGACUCUUCAUUGCACAUGUGCUGAGUGCCCCUUAGGUGCUGGGUGCUGUGCUGGGUGCUGGGAUACACAGCAGUGAAUGAACACACCAAAUGAGGCCCUUGUCCUCAUGUAGCAGACAGUCCAACCCCAUGGAAAUGUGGGUUGGGAUGAGGAAGAGUGAGUGUUCCAGCCGUGGGUGUCCACGGACCACUAGAGUCUCAUGGUCACACAAGCAUUUUCACAGAGAGUGGAGUAAUAACUUCUUUAUUCUUUUAUGUUUAUUUUGAGACAGGGUCUCUGUCACCCAACUGGAGUGCAGUGACAAGAUCUCGGCUCAUGCAGCCUCUACUUUCCGGGCUCAGGGGAUCAUCCUACCUCAGCCUCCCCAGUAGCUGGGACUACAGGCACAUGCCACCAUGCCAGUUAAAUUUUUUGGAGAAAUAGGGGUCUCACUAUGUUGACCAGGCUGAUCUCGAACUCCUGUGCUUAAGUGAUCCUCCCGCCUCAGCCUCCCAAAGUGUUGGGAUUACAGGCAUGAGCCACCACAUCCGCUGUCUUUUGUAUUCUCAAAGGGAUCCAUGACCCUCCUAGCUUAGAAAGUUCACUCUAGGGCUUCCUGUGCUGAGCUGAGGAGUUUGGCCUUGAUCUGGAAGUUCUGGGAGCCAGUACUGUAUUUUAAAACAUUAAACCAUCAGAGCCUGACGCGGACUUUGGUCAGCGAGAACUCCUUGUGCCUUUCCCACCGUUAAGUCUUUGCUCUUGCUGUUCUCCCUCCAGGAGGAAUGGGAAGGGCAGUACUUAAAUGCCAGGCUGACCUGACUCUGCAUCCUAACUCUAGCCUUGCUCCAGCUGCAAGCCUACAGCUUUCCCCCUCUGUGAAAGUUAUGAGGUUUAAGUGAGCCAUGGUGUCUUGAGGAAUUGGUAACAAUAUUUUUAUUUUGGAAAGUGCCCAGUGUAAAGUAGCCAUUAGUUCCUCUCUUGGCUUGGUGGCUCAUCUGUUCCCUUUUAUCUGAGGUCUUCUUGGAGCUUUCUGUAGUCACCCUUGUUUUGUUUUGCUUUUGAGACAGUCUUACUCUGUCACCCAGGCUGGAGUACAGUGGCAUGAUCUUGGCUCACUGCAGCCUCCAUCUCUCCAGCUCAAGUGAUCCUUCCACUUCAGUCUGCCCGGUAGCUGAGACUGCAGGUGCACGCCACCAUGCCUGGCUAAUUUUUGUAGAGAUGGGGUUUCACCAUGUUGGCCAGGUUGAUCUCAAACUCCUGAGCUCAAGUGAUCCUCCUGCCUUGGCCUCCCAAAGUGCUGGGAUUACAGGCAUGAGCCACCACGCCUGACCACCAGUAUCACUCUUUUUUAAAAAUUUAUUUAAGGUUCUGGGCUACAUGUGCAGGAUGUGCAGGUUUGUUACAUAGGUAAAUGUGUGCCAUGAUGGUUUAUUGCACCUAUCAACCCUCAACCCAUCACCUAGGUAUCCAGCCCAGCAUACAUAAGCAGCAUCAUUCUUAACACGUGAUUAAACUCACAUGUAAUGAGUUUACUUCUCAUUACUCCACACCAUAGUAGUCUGUUUUACAAAUGAGGAAACUGAGGCUCAGGGAGGCUGAGAGAUUUACCUGGAAUCAAUCAAUUAUUGAUCUGGAAGCAUCCGAUCGCCAGGUGUCUGAAAUGAUGACAGCAGCAACAAUGAACAUUAUGCUCACUAUGCCAAAUACUAUGCUCCGCAUUUUACCUGCAUCACAAUCCUGAUUCCUUUGGGCAGUUAGGUAGGUUCCUUUUUACCCGAAUUUAGGGAGGAGGAUGAGACUCGGAGAGGUAACUCGCCCUAGGUAACCCAGGGUAGUCAGUUGAAAAGUCAAGACUCAGACCACGAUCUGACUAACUCCAGAGAAACCCAUGUCAUUCUGCCUCUCGGAAAACACUGCUCCCAACUGCACAGUUCAAAACCCCACCCAAGCCGGCCCUGAAUCACUGUCGGGCGGCUGAAGCCGAGUCGCACUUUGUUUUGACCAAGAAUACAGAGGGCGCUGCCUGACAUUAGUCGGGGGGCUUGGGAGAGAAGAUGGGGGUCUAGGGUGGAAAUGUAGGUGCUGGGGCUGUGCCAGAGGGAGAGUGUCCGGGACCAGCGGGCGAGUCACGUGCGUGUGAAACUCGACCUAAGGGGAGGGGAAGGGGAGGGAGCCCCCGCCCCCACCUCGGGGCGCAGCUCCGGACGCGAGUAAAUACAACUAUCAACUCCGCAGAUCCACUUCAUCCAAGCCCAGCCUUGCAGACCUCUGGCGCCCGGCGGGUUCCCAGUUCCCCCUCUUUUUCCGAGGGGACAGUGGAGGCGAGGCCACCGGGCUGUCAGGCUGAAGCUCCGUGGUCGCCGGGUCCCACACGCUGAGAAGACCCCAGCGCGGGCGCGGCUCAGGGCAGGGCCCGCGGGACUCUGUACUGGCCGCGAAAGCGUUGUGCUUCCCAAGGCGUCCGCCGCUGCUGGCUACUCCUUUGCCCCCGACCGGAGAGCUGCACUUUUGCCAGAAUUCAGCGAUCUCUGCGAGCACCUGAACCAAAGCCCCGUUUCACAGAUGCGGAUACCGAGGCCCUCUGGAAGUGGUGACUCGUGCUUCCUCCCCUCGCCCUGGGUCUUCCUUGCCCUCCUCCUCUCCACCUUCCUCGGUCUCACCCCGGUUGUCGCUCCCUGCCCCCGCGCCACCCGCGUUCCCUCUCCUCCCGCCUAGGCUGCAGCGGCUGCGGCAGCGGGGGGAGCUGGGGCUCCUUCCCUCCCUCUAGUAAACACACCCGCCCGCCAGCCGAUCCACCACCACUGCCCUUAUAAAGUCAGCAGCCACCAGACUUCCUGCUGAAGUCCGAGCCCCCUCCCGGGGCCAGAGGGGAUAGGCGGGUUCCGAGCUUUUAGGGGUCUUUACUGGCGCGAGAGUCCGGGAAUGAGCCAGCGGUGCUUCAGAGCGCGCUCUGUCCCUCGCUGUCCCCUGGAGACCUGGGCAAAUGCGGACUUGCCCCCCAGCAGCUCUGCCUUGCGUACCCUGGCCUGGGUGGGAGAACCCGGCAGCGCGCCAGGAAGCUGCAGCGCGUGUACAGGACCUUCCUUGUUUCCGAUAGUGGAGCAGCAGGAACCCUGUGCCGCGUGCACCCCUGGCACUGCUAGUGUGCGCAGAGCCAGCUCUGUGGCACCGGCUGGGAAGCCCAGGGCUCUAUGGGGGCUCCAUGAGGGUCCUCUCGCGGGUUGGCCUGAGGGGUCUCGGAUGCCACCGUGAUGCAGGACCGCUCUCAGGGGCCACUGGGGGGCCCUUCGCCCAGCGCUCUAUUUCUGUGCAGGCUCUCGGCCAGCAUGGCCCCCACGCUGCAGCAGGCAUACCGGAGACGCUGGUGGAUGGCCUGCACGGCAGUGCUGGAGAACCUCUUCUUCUCGGCUGUACUCCUGGGCUGGGGCUCCCUGCUGAUCAUGCUGAAGAAUGAGGGCUUCUAUUCUAACAUGUGCCCAGCUGAGAACAACACCAACACCACCCAGGAUGAGCAGCGCAGGUGGCCGAGCUGUGGCCAGCAGGACAAGAUGCUCAACCUGGGCUUCACCAUUGGUUCUUUCGUGCUCAGCGCCACGACCUUGCCACUGGGGAUCCUCAUGGACCGCUUUGGCCCCCGACCCGUGCGGCUGGUUGGCAGUGCCUGCUUCGCUGCAUCCUGUACACUCAUGGCCCUGGCCUCCCGGGAAGUUGAAGUUCUGUCUCCAUUGAUAUUCCUGGCGCUGUCCCUAAAUGGCUUUGGUGGCAUCUGCCUAACGUUCACUUCACUCACGCUACCCAACAUGUUUGGAAGCCUGCGCUCCACGUUAAUGUCCCUCAUGAUUGGCUCUUAUGCCUCUUCUGCCAUCACCUUCCCAGGAAUCAAGCUGAUCUACGAUGCCGGCGUGGCCUUCGUGGUCAUCAUGUUCACCUGGUCUGGCCUGGCCUGCCUUAUCUUUCUGAACUGCGCUCUCAAUUGGCCCGUGGAAGCCUUUCCUGCCCCUGAGGAAGUCAAUUACACGAAGAAGAUCAAGCUGAGUGGGCUAGCCCUGGACCACAAGGUGACAGGUGACCGCUUCUACACCCAUGUGACCACUGUGGGCCAGCGGCUGAGCCAGAAGGCCCCCAGCCUGGAGGAGGGGUCGGAUGCCUUCAUGUCCUCCCAGGAUGUUCCGGGCAUCGCAGAAAACCUUCCUGAGAGGUCUGUCCCCUUCCGCAAGAGCCUCUGCUCCCCCAUUUUCCUGUGGAGCCUCCUCACCAUGGGCAUGACCCAGCUGCGGAUCAUCUUCUACAUGGCUGCCAUGAACAACAUGCUGGAGUACCUUGUGACUGGUGGCCAGGAGCUUGAGACGAAGGAACAGCGACGAAAGGCCAUAGAGACAGUUGGGUUCUACUCCUCCAUCUUCGGGGCCAUGCAGCUGUUGUGCCUUCUCACCUGCCCCCUCAUUGGCUACAUCAUGGACUGGCGGAUCAAGGACUGCGUGGAUGCCCCGACACAGGGCACUGUCCUUGGAGAUGCCAGGGAUGGGGUUGCUACCAAAUCCUUCAGACCACGCUACUGCAAGAUCCAGAAGCUCACCAAUGCCAUCAACGCCUUCACCCUGACCAACCUGCUGCUUGUGGGUUUUGGCAUCACCUGCCUCAUCAACAACUUACACCUCCAGGUUCCCAUCCAACCACUUUGGGACGCUGACAGGCCUGCAGUCCCUCAUCAGUGCUGUGUUCGCCUUGCUGCAGCAGCCACUUUUCAUGGCGAUGGUGGAACCCCUGAAAGGAGAGCCCUUCUGGGUGAAUCUGGGCCUCCUACUCUUCUCACUCCUGGGGUUCCUGUUGCCUUCCUACCUCUUCUACUACCGUGCCCGGCUCCAGAAGGAGUACACCGCCAAUGGCAUGGGCCCGCUGAAGGUACUUCGUGGUUCUGAGGUGACUGCAUAGACUUCUGAGACCCAGGGACCUGGAUGACAGGCAGUCAAGUCCUGAGCAACCAAAGGGAGAGCCCCGUGUGGCUUUUCCACCUGUAACAUGCACACAGAGCCCGGGCCAUGGAUUUAUAAAUACCAAGAGAAGUUAUAUUUUUGUAAAGACUGCAAAAAGGAAAAAAAAAAACCUUCAAAAACGUCGCCCAAAGCAACGCUCCAUUGAUUGAAGACAGUCCCUGUUCUAGAGGGUUGAUCCUUCUUCUUCCUUGGAUUGGAGGAGACCAGGUGUGGAGCUGCCUCUUCUCCCCUUUUAGGAGUCUGCUUCCUGGGGGCAUCAGCGAACAGGCUGGCCCUAAGGUCCCACAUGCAUGUGUCUUUGUGUGUGACUGUGAGAGAGACACAGCCUGCCCUUCAGAAGGAAAGGGGCCUGGGGUGCCGGCUGUGUCCUGGGUCGGGGGUUGGGGGUCGGCCCCUUCCAGGGACAGGAGGGCGGGUUCCCUCUCUGGUGCUGCUUCUUGCAAGUCUUAGAGGAAAUAAAAAGGGAAGGGAGAGGCUGGCUGGUAUGCGCCUGUCUUUGGCAGUUGGUGGGGGGUGUCUUCCCACACCCCCAUCCUUCUUCACCCAGGCUCAGCUGGGCAUUAAGUAGGACGCUUGACGUGCCAGCCCGUUCACCUCUGGCUGUCUGGCUCACCUCCCUGUUCCUAACCAUGCUCUGCCCUUGGUGCUUGGAGGGAGUCCAGAUCCUGCCCCCCACUUCCCAGGAUUUGGGGUAUAUCCAGGAAGCUGGCUUUUCUCCAUACAGAGGGAUUAGGGCAGAAUGUUUGAGAAAGAAUGCUAAGGUAUGACUCAAACUUUCCCACCAUAGCAUCCCUAGGGCCUGCCGAAAGUAACACUUUUGUGGAGUCUUCCUAUUUUAUCUUCAAACUUGAUGCAAAUUUUGAGCUUCCGUGUUAUACUAUAUUUACAUUUACUUUUAACAUUGAAUUGAGGCUUUAAAGUAAAUAAAUAAAUAAAUUAAUUAAUUAA
Molecule: messenger RNA, 8801 nt
Organism: Callithrix jacchus (white-tufted-ear marmoset)
Lineage: Eukaryota; Metazoa; Chordata; Mammalia; Primates; Cebidae
Source: RefSeq, a predicted model, not a curated record